Molecule: messenger RNA, 1047 nt
Organism: Rhodotorula toruloides NP11
Lineage: Eukaryota; Fungi; Basidiomycota; Microbotryomycetes; Sporidiobolales; Sporidiobolaceae
Product: tRNA (guanine-N7-)-methyltransferase
Exons: 6
Coding region: 1-1047 (348 amino acids)
Biological process (GO): tRNA methylation; RNA (guanine-N7)-methylation
Cellular component (GO): tRNA methyltransferase complex
Molecular function (GO): tRNA (guanine(46)-N7)-methyltransferase activity
Source: RefSeq, a predicted model, not a curated record
AUGGGACGCAAGAAGAACCAGAAGGCCAAGGGCGAGGCGACGGACCGCCUACCGCUGUUCGAAGGCGCCGCGACGAGCGAGGUUGGCAUGCCCAGGAAACGCCACUACCGUCAACGCGCACACGCAAACCCGCUUUCCAUCCACCACCUCGCAUACCCUCCUUCGCCCGCAGAGAUGGACUGGUCGACCCAUUUCCCCGCUUUCUUCGAGCCUCCGGCAGCAGAAGGGCAGGGGAGCAAGAAUUUGAAGGGCAAGAAGGUUGAGUUUGCGGACGUUGGAUGCGGAUUCGGCGGUUUGAGCAUCUCGCUUGCCCCGCUCUUCCCCGAGACCCUCAUGCUCGGUCUCGAGAUCCGCGUCCAGGUCACCCAGUACGUCUCCGACAAGAUCCGCGCUCUGCGCCUGAACCCCGGCUCGGUCGACCCCGACAAUGCGGAAGACGUUGCGGCGGCGGCUGCGGAAGGUACUGCAGAGGGGGAGGAUGAGCCCGCGGCGAAGCGGCAGAAGGUCGAGACGAAGGACGCGAAGAAGAGCAAGGUCAGGGGCAUCAAGCCAGAGCUCAUGCCUCCCGAGGGCUACGCGUACGAUAACGUCAGCGUCCUGCGCGCGAACGCGAUGAAAUUCCUGCCCAACUUCUUCGAGAAGGGACAACUUUCCAAGAUCUUCUUCCUCUUCCCCGAUCCUCACUUCAAGGCGCGCAAGCACAAGGCGCGGAUCAUCUCCCCGACUCUCCUUGCCGAGUACGCCUACGUUCUUCGACCCGGCGGCCUCCUCUACACCAUCACCGAUGUCCCCGACUUGCACAUCUGGAUGACUUCGCACAUCGGCGCCUUCCCUCUCUUUCAACGCCUGACCGACGAGGACAUCGACAAUAUCGGCUUGACGAGCGGCGAGGGCGUUGUUGGGUACGAGGGCAGCGAGUUGCAGCGCGAGAGGGAGCGGGCGGUCAUGGAGGCUGUCAAGAAGCGGACAGAGGAGGGAAGGAAGGUUGAGCGGAACCAGGGCGGGAAGGAGUGGAGCGUCUGGCGGAGGUUGCCUGAUCCUGAGUAA